AUGAUCAGCCCAUUAUCUCCAUUAUCAGCUCCUACUUCUCACAUCCAAGCAACCAUAACAUCUUUCUCCAAGCCUUUACCAAACAUCUCCUUCAAAAUGCAGUUCAAAGCCAUUGCUCUCACUGCCAUCGCGGCCAUUACCCCAUUCACUGCUGCUGUUGGACACGCCAUCGUCGAGAACCACUGUGAUAACAACGCAUACCUCUGGUCCGUUGGUGGCUCCGUUGGUCCCCAGCAGACCAUCACUCCCGGACACACAUACUCUGAACAAUUCAGAUACGACCCAGUUAGCGGAGGUAUCGCUCUCAAGAUCACUCGUGUUAAGGAUGGCAUCUACAACGGUUCUCCCCAAACCAUCUUUGCCUACACCCUGACGGACACAAACACAUUUUAUGAUCUCUCCGAUGUCUUCGGUGAUGCCUUUGCCGGAACCAGCGGCUUGCUGGUUUCUACUUCCAACCCCGACUGCCCCGACAUCUGGUGGCCCAACGGUGUCCCACCAACCGGCCAGAAGUUUACUUCUGCCUGCCAAAGAGAUGCCGAUAUCACCCUUACUCUCUGCGCUCAGCCGCCAAAAUAA
Messenger RNA from Trichophyton benhamiae CBS 112371, 579 nucleotides. Its product is annotated as GPI anchored cell wall protein, putative. NCBI's taxonomy places the organism in Eukaryota, Fungi, Ascomycota, Eurotiomycetes, Onygenales, Arthrodermataceae. The coding region runs from base 1 to 579 and encodes 192 amino acids. The record is from RefSeq and is a predicted model, not a curated record. The transcript has a single exon.